This is a messenger RNA of Columba livia (rock pigeon), 2349 nucleotides long. It is a transcript of the gene ALG9, whose product is annotated as ALG9 alpha-1,2-mannosyltransferase. Gene Ontology annotation, molecular function: alpha-1,2-mannosyltransferase activity. Gene Ontology annotation, cellular component: endoplasmic reticulum membrane. Bases 695 to 2014 code for a protein of 439 amino acids. The transcript is spliced from 16 exons. Gene Ontology annotation, biological process: protein N-linked glycosylation. NCBI's taxonomy places the organism in Eukaryota, Metazoa, Chordata, Aves, Columbiformes, Columbidae. The record is from RefSeq and is a predicted model, not a curated record.
CUUGACAGUGCUUAAGCUGCCAGCUUGUGUGGGGUAAGCGCCCCAGAAGUGGGGUGCAGCUCAGGGUGCCGCAGGAACUCCGCAGAGGCACCCGGGAGCACCGAUUCGCUGCUGGUGGAGGAGAAAAGCAUCAUCCAUGGUGUGCGGAAGGAACCGCGAGGCAAGAGCGAGGGAGAGGAGGAGCGGCGGCCGCUGGACCUCAGCCUCCGGAUGACCAUGUUCCUCCUCUCUGUCCCAAAGAGCUCCUCUCGCUGCCCUUUUCCCAGCGGUUCAGGAAAUGACUUAACAACCCUUGAGACUGUAAAGAAGAUCAUCUGGGAGCAAAACAGGGCAAGUUUGGGCCCCUGAAGGAUCCACAGCUUUCAAGUGUCUCAUCUCAGCCAGGUUCUGUGCAGCUCUCUUAAGCAACAUCUCUGAUUGUGAUGAGACCUUUAACUAUUGGGAACCAACACAUUAUCUCGUUUAUGGAGACGGGUUUCAGACAUGGGAAUACUCUCCAGCCUAUGCCAUCCGCUCCUAUGCUUACCUGUGGCUUCAUGCCUUACCAGCCUUGUUCCACGCUAGAGUUCUACAAACUAACAAGGUUCUUAUCUUCUAUUUCCUCCGGUGCUUCCUGGCCUUCCUGAGCUGCGUUUGUGAGCUCUACUUCUACAAGGCUGUGUGCAAGAAGUUUGGGCUACACGUGAGCCGGCUGAUGUUGGCCUUCCUAGUGCUCAGCACUGGCAUGUUUUGCUCAUCUGCAGCUUUCCUCCCAAGCAGUUUCUGCAUGUACACCACAGUGAUUGCCAUGACUGGCUGGUAUAUGGACAAGACCUCGGUAGCAGUGCUGGGGGUGGCUGCUGGAGCUCUUCUGGGCUGGCCCUUCAGUGCAGCCCUUGGGCUUCCUAUUGCAUUUGACCUGUUGAUACUAAAGCGGAGGUGGAAAAGUUUCCUAAACUGGUGUAUGGUGUCAUUGAUCCUGUUUUUGGUGCCCUUGGUAGUUGUGGACAGCUAUUACUAUGGGAAGCUGGUAGUUGCACCACUCAACAUUGUUUUAUACAAUGUCUUCACCUCUCAUGGACCUGAUCUCUAUGGUACGGAACCCUGGUCCUUCUAUUUCAUCAAUGGCUUUCUGAAUUUCAAUGUGGCGUUUAUCUUGGCGUUGCUUGUGCUGCCCCUGACUUGUCUCAUGGAGUGUCUGCUCCAGAAAUUUCAUGUUCAGAACCUGGGCCGUCCCUACUGGCUGACACUAGCUCCUAUGUACAUUUGGAUCAUGAUUUUCUUCACUCAGCCUCACAAAGAAGAGCGGUUUCUCUUUCCCAUCUAUCCCCUCAUCUGUCUCUGCGGAGCUGUGGCUCUGUCUGCUCUUCAGAAAUGUUACCACUUCAUAUUCCAGCGCUACCGCCUGGAACACUACACGGUCUCCUCCAACUGGCUGGCUCUGGGGACCGUCUUUCUCUUUGGCCUGUUGUCACUGUCCCGUUCUGUUGCCUUAUUCAGAGGCUACCAUGGGCCCCUGGACCUGUACCCAGAAUUUCACAGGAUCGCCACUGACCCAAGUAUUCACACUGUGCCGGAGGGGAGGCCGGUCAACGUCUGCGUGGGGAAGGAGUGGCACAGGUUUCCAAGCAGCUUUCUCCUGCCGGAGAAUUGGCAGCUCCAGUUCAUCAUGUCAGAAUUCAGGGGCCAGUUACCAAAACCAUUUGCCAAGGGACCAAUGGCCACACGGAUCAUUCCCACGGACAUGAAUGACCAAAACAAGGAAGAGCCAUCUCGAUACAUUGACAUUUCCAAAUGCCACUAUCUGGUGGACUUGGAUACAGCAGCUGAAACCCCGAGGGAGCCGCGGUAUUCCUCCAACAAAGAAGAGUGGGUAACCAUUGCCUACAAGCCAUUUCUAGAUGCUUCCAGGUCCUCAAAGCUGCUGCGUGCGUUCUACAUCCCUCUCCUCUCAGAGCAGUACACGUGGUAUGCAAACUAUACGAUUCUGAAAUCCCGGAGGUCGAAGCAAACCAGGAAAAGAAUGGGAGGCUAGCAACACACCUGGGCACCAAAACCAUCUGCUGCCACUCUUAGACAGCUGCCUAAGCCAUCCUCUGUUCCCUUUUUGAAAGCUCAUGCUUGUAAGAUUCACUAAUGAAGAUUUCCCAUGAAGUGAUAUUACUCUGCAAGCUUCCAGCUGUAAGAAGGGUGCAUCAUCUGCUUUCCGUUCUCAGUAUCAGAUCUCAGCUCUGCUGACACAGAACAUAUUGGUAAGAAACUAUUUGAAAAUCCAGCAGCCACCUAUGGACACGUUAUCCCUGUUGCUCCCUGUGUUAUUAUCUAUUACACCAGAGAAAAAUGGAAAAUAAAAAGGAAUGAUGGUAUGAA